AUGUACGUUUUCAAAAGAGAUGGUAGAAAGGAGCCUGUGCGCUUCGACAAGAUCACUGCCAGAGUUCAAAGAUUAUGCUACGGUUUAGACCCAAAUCACAUUGAACCAGUCGCCAUCACCCAAAAGGUCAUUGCUGGUGUUUACCAAGGCGUCACAACUAUUGAGUUGGACAAUUUGGCUGCUGAAACUGCUGCAACCAUGACCACUAUACACCCUGACUACGCGGUUUUAGCAGCAAGAAUCGCGGUAUCCAAUUUACAUAAACAAACUACCAAGUUGUAUUCACAAGUGUCCAAGGACUUGUAUGAGUACAUCAACCCAGAAACUGAUCGUCACGCGCCAAUGAUUUCGAAGGAAACGUAUGAUAUCAUUCAAGAGAAUGCCGAUGAGUUGAACUCGGCAAUUGUCUAUGACCGUGAUUUCAAUUACAACUACUUUGGUUUCAAAACAUUGGAAAGGUCAUAUUUGUUGCGUAUUAAUGGAAAAGUUGCUGAAAGACCACAACACUUGAUUAUGAGAGUUGCCAUCGGUAUCCAUGGAAGAGACAUCCCAAGAGUCAUUGAAACUUACAACUUGAUGUCACAAAGGUACUUUACCCAUGGUUCUCCAUGCUUGUUCAACGCUGGUACUCCAAAGCCACAAAUGUCAUCUUGUUUCUUAGUUGCUAUGAAAGAAGAUUCUAUUGAAGGUAUUUACGACACUUUAAAGACAUGUGCCUUGAUCUCAAAGAGUGCUGGAGGUAUUGGUUUGCACAUCCACAACAUCCGCGGUACUGGUGCUUAUAUUGCAGGUACAAACGGAACUUCAAACGGUAUCAUUCCAAUGGUGCGUGUCUUCAACAACACCGCUCGUUAUGUUGACCAAGGUGGUAACAAAAGACCUGGUGCUUUUGCUUUGUAUCUUGAGCCAUGGCACAGCGACAUCUUUGACUUUAUUGAAAUCAGAAAGAACCACGGUAAGGAGGAAAUUAGAGCUAGAGAUUUAUUCCCAGCUUUGUGGAUCCCUGACUUGUUCAUGAAGAGGGUCGAGCAAAACGGCGAAUGGACCUUGUUUUCUCCAAAUGAGGCUCCAGGUUUGGCUGAUACCUAUGGUGAUGAAUUUGUUGAAUUGUAUGAAAAGUACGAAAGGGAAGGUCGUGGUAGAAAAACAAUUAAAGCUCAAAAGUUGUGGUAUUCCAUCUUGGAGGCACAAACUGAAACUGGUACUCCCUUCAUGUUGUACAAGGAUGCUUGUAAUACCAAAUCCAACCAAAAGAAUUUGGGAAUCAUCAAAUCUUCUAACUUGUGUUGUGAAAUUGUUGAAUAUUCAGCUCCAGAUGAGGUUGCAGUUUGUAACUUGGCUUCAAUUGCUUUGCCUUCUUUCAUUGAGCAAGAUGGUAAACACGCUUGGUACAACUUUGACAAGUUGCACGAUGUGACGAAGGUUGUUACUCGUAACUUGAACAGAGUUAUCGACAGGAACUACUACCCAGUUCCAGAGGCUGAAAGGUCCAACAUGAGGCACAGACCAAUUGCAUUGGGUGUCCAAGGUUUGGCUGAUGCUUUCAUGGUUUUGAGAAUCGGAUUUGACUCUCAAGAAGCUAGAGAAUUGAACAUUCAAAUCUUUGAGACUAUUUAUCAUGCUGCAGUUGAAGCUUCAAUUGAAUUGGCCCAAGAAGAAGGUCCUUAUGAAACUUUCCAAGGCUCUCCAGCUUCUCAAGGUUUGUUGCAAUACGACUUGUGGAACAGAAAGCCUACCGAAUUAUGGGAUUGGGAUGAAUUGAAGCAAAAACUUGCAAAACAUGGUAUGAGAAACUCGUUGUUGGUGGCUCCUAUGCCAACUGCUUCGACAUCGCAAAUUUUGGGUAACAAUGAAUGUUUUGAGCCAUACACUUCAAACAUUUACUCAAGAAGAGUGUUGGCUGGUGAAUUCCAAAUUGUUAACCCGUACUUGUUGAAAGAUUUGGUCGAUUUGGGUAUCUGGAAUGAUGCCAUGAAGAGUAGCAUUAUUGCAAACAAUGGUUCCAUCCAAGCUUUGCCAAACAUCCCCGAUGAAAUUAAGGCAUUGUACAAGACAGUUUGGGAAAUCUCACAGAAACAUAUUAUCGAUAUGGCUUCCGAUAGAGCCGCAUUUAUUGAUCAAUCUCAAUCAUUAAACAUCCACAUUAAGGACCCAACAAUGGGUAAAUUGACCAGUAUGCACUUUUACGGGUGGAAGAAAGGAUUAAAGACUGGUAUGUACUAUUUGAGAACGCAGGCCGCUUCUGCCGCUAUCCAAUUCACCAUCGAUAAAACUAUUGCCGAAUCAGCUGGUUUGAAUGUUGCCUCGUUGCUGAAAUUGAACAGACCUAAAUACUUGUCCAAGUCUAGGGAUGGAACCACCUCGACUGAAAACUCAUUUGAAAAGAGUCCUAGCACUGAACCAACGUCUUUGGAAAACUCAGUUGCUGACUUGAAGAUUGAAGAUAAGGCCGAAAAGGCAGAAGAACCAAAAAAGGAAGGGGAAGAUGCAGAACCAGUUGACAACAGAACCAUAGAAGAGAUAGAAAGCGACAUCUACAGUGCUAAAGUUAUCGCUUGUGCUAUUGACAACCCGGAAUCCUGCACCAUGUGUUCUGGAUAA
Messenger RNA from Lodderomyces theae, 2601 nucleotides. It is a transcript of the gene RNR1, whose product is annotated as ribonucleotide-diphosphate reductase subunit. Gene Ontology annotation, biological process: deoxyribonucleotide biosynthetic process; DNA replication. Gene Ontology annotation, cellular component: ribonucleoside-diphosphate reductase complex. Gene Ontology annotation, molecular function: ribonucleoside-diphosphate reductase activity, thioredoxin disulfide as acceptor; ATP binding. NCBI's taxonomy places the organism in Eukaryota, Fungi, Ascomycota, Pichiomycetes, Serinales, Debaryomycetaceae. The transcript has a single exon. The record is from RefSeq and is a predicted model, not a curated record. Bases 1 to 2601 code for a protein of 866 amino acids.